AUGGCUAUGACCUUGGGAACCAACAUUCUAUGCACCGGUCUGAUUGUUGGACGUAUCAUUUAUGCUGCUAGAGGACAUCGUGGCAUCAUGGGCGGCAUCCGGACUUAUCGUGGUAUUAUUGAGAUUCUCGGUAAUGGAUAUAUAUAUGCCCAGAAGUUGGCUUAUCCUAUCACUGGUAUCGCACCUACCUUGAUCAUCGCCCGCGUUGCCUCGGGACAAGCCCGUCCCGUAGAGUCUUCACAUGAAACUCAAUCUUCCUUACACUUUCAGGCAUCUCGUGGAAGCACUACUGAAGCAGAGAUGGACGAUGUAGAGGAGGAUAUGAUACAGGGAAAUAUGGAAGGAACUAUGCUCAUUACAGGACGACUCGAGCUAUCUGGUUCGGUCGAAGAAGUCUGA
Molecule: messenger RNA, 399 nt
Organism: Guyanagaster necrorhizus
Lineage: Eukaryota; Fungi; Basidiomycota; Agaricomycetes; Agaricales; Physalacriaceae
Exons: 3
Coding region: 1-399 (132 amino acids)
Source: RefSeq, a predicted model, not a curated record